Molecule: messenger RNA, 682 nt
Organism: Leptinotarsa decemlineata (Colorado potato beetle)
Lineage: Eukaryota; Metazoa; Arthropoda; Insecta; Coleoptera; Chrysomelidae
Product: juvenile hormone esterase
Source: RefSeq, a predicted model, not a curated record
AUUCGAAUGUGAGCUCACGGAUAGCACUCGAUAAGAAUCCAGCACAACUUGUACCACUUGGAAUCAAUACAUCUCCUGAAAAUAGAACUAAAGCUGGAGAACUGAUCAAAGGAUUAUAUACGAACACUUCUUUCGAACAUGAUACCGCUGCCUAUGUCAGAUGGACUAGUGACAAUCAGAUGAAUAUACAUAUGUGUGAACAUGCCAAACUGAUGUCACAUAAAGUACCAACUUAUUUCUACAAAUUUUCGUACGAUGGUGAGAUAGGAGAAGGACCUAAAAACAACAUUUCAGGAACUGGACGAGUACAGCACGGUGGAGAUUUACACUAUUUAUGGGAAGUAGGCAACAAUUUCGACCUGAACAAAUUUCCUGAGAAAGACCAACUAACACUGCACCGAUACGUCAAAUUGAUCACCAACUUCGUGAAAUAUCAAAAUCCAACACCCGAAAAAGAUACUCUUCUGGAGAAUAUCACAUGGCCUACAACUAAUGGAGAGAGCCUCCUUUAUCUCAACAUAAAUGACACAUUGGAACUAAAGAAGAACCCAAGGCAGUGUAAUGAGCAGAUGGCAAUUUUUGACAAAUAUAUGGAACCACCGUUCAUUUAUUACUGAAAUAUGAUAUAAACCAUAAUCAUUUUUAUUAUUCGGAAAUUGAAUAAAUAUUGAUUUUGAACUGA